This is a messenger RNA of Carassius auratus (goldfish), 940 nucleotides long. RefSeq names its product dual specificity protein phosphatase 13-like. Bases 114 to 668 code for a protein of 184 amino acids. Lineage: Eukaryota; Metazoa; Chordata; Actinopteri; Cypriniformes; Cyprinidae. The transcript is spliced from 3 exons. Gene Ontology annotation, cellular component: cytoplasm. Gene Ontology annotation, biological process: negative regulation of MAPK cascade; protein dephosphorylation. Gene Ontology annotation, molecular function: MAP kinase phosphatase activity; protein tyrosine/serine/threonine phosphatase activity. The record is from RefSeq and is a predicted model, not a curated record.
CACUAAAGCACUGAGGUGGGAAACAGCUGUUGUGUGGGAUCACGAGUCAGGAGCUCCGGAUCAUUAUAAACACACUCUCUUCAUCUUUUGGAGGGUAAUUCAGGAAAGAAGCGAUGGCCCGUACACUUAACAGCAAAGAGUAUCUGUCAGUCAAGGACCUGGAGAAAGUUCUGGACUCGUGUAAAUUAAACUUGCACCAGAUCGAUGAGGUCUGGCCAAACCUGUACAUCGGGGACGUAGGAAUAGCACAGAACCGAGGCGCCCUGCAGAAACUGGGCAUCACUCACAUUCUGAACGCCGCUCACAGCAAGAGAGGAAGCAUCGGGGACCAGAACUACUACGGCACUAGUUUAGUGUACUGCGGGAUCCCCGCUGAAGACUCCACACACUUCGAUCUGGACGUUUACUUCAAACCAGCAGCAGAUUUCAUUCAUAAAGCCCUCCACACUCCUGACGGAAAAGUUCUGGUGCACUGCAUCAUGGGAAUGAGCCGCUCCUCGUCGCUGGUGCUGGCGUAUCUGAUGCUGUAUCACAACAUGCCUCUGCACGCGGCCAUACGGCGCACCAUCCAGAGACGAGCCAUCUAUCCCAACAGGAACUUCCUGGCUCUGCUGCUGGACCUGGAUCUGCAGAGGAAGAGGAAACACAGACGGUGUGUUCUCCUCUGAGAAAAACAUGACGAACGAUCACGACACGCCACGAGAGAUGUGUCUCUCCAAGCGACAUCAUCAAUGCAUGCUUACAGGAAUGUGGAGCUGGACCAAUGAGAUUUGAUUGUGGGCGGAGCUUAUGCAAUAGUAAACUUGAUUUUCUUGUCUUAAUUAAAAUUUGCUGAAUAUGUCCUAGGAUGAGUUUGUUUCUUCAUCAGGUUUGGAGAAAUGCAGCACUGCAUCAGUGUCUCAUCAACGGAUGCUCUGCAGUGAAUGGGUGCCGUCAGAAU